AUGAAGCUUCCCAUCAAAUGGCUGGCUCCGGAGACUAUCUCAACUUUUGUGUUUUCCUUGAAAACCGACGUCUUUAGUUUCGGAGUAUUAUCUUUCGAAAUUUUCACGAACGGUGGAGACCCGUGGGAAGGCUACUCGAAUGCUGAAGUGAAAACUGCGGUCCUGGGAGGGAAAUGCUUGAGUUUCCCACCUGUUUGUCCGGAGCGAUUACGAGAAUUUUUCACUCAAUGCGUGUUCGCAUGGGACCCAGCGCAACGAGCGUCCAUGACUGAGGUGAUUUCGCUUCUACUAUUGCUUUUUCGUAUCUCUCUGACCACUCCAGACUGA
Cooperia oncophora is the source of this 327-nucleotide messenger RNA. The record is from the annotation of a GenBank genome assembly. Lineage: Eukaryota; Metazoa; Nematoda; Chromadorea; Rhabditida; Trichostrongylidae.